Molecule: messenger RNA, 571 nt
Organism: Blepharisma stoltei
Lineage: Eukaryota; Ciliophora; Heterotrichea; Heterotrichida; Blepharismidae
Source: the annotation of a GenBank genome assembly
AUGAGGAGGGAUAAAGUGUAUGGAAUAUAUACUAACCAAACCGUAAAAUCUUGCCCUUCAGAUAAGAAAUCAUUGCGAUGGGAAAGAGAAAGAGAGAUAGCUAUGAUUAGAGAGAGUUAAAAUUGGGUUUAUUCUAGCCCCUAUCCAGUCGAGCUUCAGCUUCAUGCUCAUGCAGCGUUAAGUACUAGAGCCCGGAAAAACUGCCAGCUGCGGCCCCUUGGCAUUAGGGCCGUUUUAUUUUUUCAAACCGCUCAAAUUUUUAGGAAAUUUUUUCCUUGCUGUCGCAACGCCAUCUCUGAUGACAAUUUUUCUCCUUACGAUGGAAAGAAGAAAAGUAAAAAAGCACCAGGUUGGCUAUGGAAAUCUCGAAGAUGGAAUUCCAAGAAUAGGGUAUGAUUGAAAGUUUCAUAAAGUGCUAUCAAAGGUUCAUAAGUUUGAUUAUCCUCGCUGGAGUCCAACAAGAUUUACUCCUACUCGCAGAGUUAAAAUAGUUUUCAGAGAAGAUCUACCAAAUUACAAAUACGAAUAUCAGUUUGAAUCUAUAGAUAAAUUGUGCUGCAAAUGGGAAUAA